AUGACACAACAAAGAAAGACCAUUGCCGUGGUGAACGCCACGGGUCGCCAGGCUGCGUCCCUGAUCCGCGUUGCUUCAGCAGUGGGCCACAAUGUGCGCGCUCAGAUCCAUUCCCUGAAAGGCCUCAUUGCGGAGGAAUUGCAAGACCUGCCCAAUGUCACUCUGUUCCAGGGCCCUCUACUGGGCAACACGGCGCUGAUGGACUCCCUUUUCCAAGGAGCCAACCUUGCCUUCAUCAACACCACUUCACAGUCCGGGGACGAAGUCGCGAUCGGACGCGCCUUGGCUGAUGCCGCCAAACGAGCCGGAACCAUUCAGCACUACAUCUACAGCAGUAUGCCCGACCACUCUGUGCAUGGACCCUGGCCUCCGGUGCCCCUAUGGGCGCCCAAAUUCACCGUGGAGAAUUACGUUCGCCAGCUCGGCCUGCCCUCGACUUUUGUCUACGCGGGGAUCUACAACAACAACUUUACGAGUCUACCAUACCCUCUCUUCCAAAUGGAGCUGAUGCAGGACGGAAGCUUUGAGUGGCACGCUCCAUUUGACCCGGAUAUUCCGUUACCCUGGCUGGAUGCCGAGCACGACGUGGGACCAGCACUGUUGCAAAUCUUCAAGGAUGGUCCUAAGAAGUGGAACGGUCACCGGAUCGCUCUCACGUUCGAAACUCUCUCCCCCAACCAAGUUUGUGCGGCGUUUUCGCGCGCACUCGGUCGCCCAUGCCGCUACCUGCGCGUCCCCAAAGUCGAAGUGAAAGUCAAUAUCCCGCCCGGCUACCGAGAACAAUUGGAGGCACUGGAGGUGGUGUUUGGGCAGUGUGAUGCGCCUUACUUUCCGCAGCCCGAAUUCUCCCGCCCUGCGGCCGGGUCACCGAAGGGCCUUGGACCGGCCAAUGGCAAGGGCGCGGGCGCGGGAAUGAUGCAGGGUCCCGGAGGAGUCAUAUCGCUUCGUGUCACAGACGAGGCCCGGCACUUGUGGCAGGGCUGGCGAGACAUGGAGGAAUAUGCGCGCGAGGUCUUCCCGGUGGAAGAGGAGGCCAACGGGCUGGACUGGAUGCUGUGA
This is a messenger RNA of Aspergillus sclerotioniger CBS 115572, 1059 nucleotides long. RefSeq names its product NmrA family NAD(P)-binding protein. The record is from RefSeq and is a predicted model, not a curated record. NCBI's taxonomy places the organism in Eukaryota, Fungi, Ascomycota, Eurotiomycetes, Eurotiales, Aspergillaceae. The coding region runs from base 1 to 1059 and encodes 352 amino acids. The transcript is spliced from 2 exons.